GUUGCCUUGACAACCAGUUGUUGGUUCCCCCGAACAGGUGGUGGUGGUAUGACCAUGACUGCAAAUAUGAGGAACUUUCCCCAGAAGGUUUGGUGACCUGUCAACCCCCCAGGGAACAUGGAGAAGAGAAGUCAAGGCUUCCUUUGGCCUUCUGAAAAAGUUUCAAGGGAGCCGUUUCAAUACGAAUCAACUGUCUCUAGCUCAGAUGAGAAAUUAUCCUUUUCCUGCUUUCUCACAAAUCCACAAUGUGGAUGCCUAAUGCACUCAGAUGGUCAUGGUGAAGUAUGGACAGACUGGAAUGAUAUGUCCAAGUUUUUCCAGUAUGGAUGGAGAUGUACAACCAAUGAAAAUUCUUACUCCAACCGUACCUUAAUGGGCAAUUGGAACCAGGAGAGGUAUGACCUUCAGAAGAUUGUACAACCACAACCUCUGCCUUCCCAGUUUGGUCACUAUUUUGAAACAACCUUUGCUGCCAGCUACAAAAAGAAGCUACCUCCACCCCGAAGGUUUAAACAAGAGCCUCAUUAUUUCCCUAGACAUCAAGCUGAGCUGAUUCCUCCUCCAUACAAAACUAGUGCCACAGGAAAGACUGAUUACAUGGUGAAUUAUUCAGCACCGCAAACCAAGGAAGGAUAUGUAUGGGAUCCUAAAGAUGGUCAAUCCUAAGGCUCAGGCACUAGGGAAACAAGACAAACUCCUUUUUUCUAGAGUAAAAUAUAACUGGGAAUAGUUCUCUAUUCAACACAGCUAAGAAUUUUGCUUUCUGUAAACAUAAUAACUCUUCUCUGGAUAAAAAAUAAAGUCCCUAGGAAUUGGAAGGUAA
Messenger RNA from Phascolarctos cinereus (koala), 823 nucleotides. RefSeq names its product cilia and flagella associated protein 68 (gene CFAP68). Gene Ontology annotation, biological process: flagellated sperm motility. The record is from RefSeq and is a predicted model, not a curated record. Lineage: Eukaryota; Metazoa; Chordata; Mammalia; Diprotodontia; Phascolarctidae. Gene Ontology annotation, cellular component: nucleus.